Molecule: messenger RNA, 246 nt
Organism: Verticillium nonalfalfae
Lineage: Eukaryota; Fungi; Ascomycota; Sordariomycetes; Glomerellales; Plectosphaerellaceae
Exons: 2
Coding region: 1-246 (81 amino acids)
Biological process (GO): mitochondrial electron transport, cytochrome c to oxygen
Source: RefSeq, a predicted model, not a curated record
AUGUUCUCUGCUGCCGUCACCCGCGCUGCUACGCAGGCGCCUUCGGUCGUCGCCCGCCGCGGCUUCCACGCGACCCGUUCCCAGAUGUCUUCGCCCUUCCACUACCCCGAGGGUCCCAGAUCCAACAUCCCCUUCAACCCCAAGUCCAAGGUGUUCCCCUUCAUCUUCUGGGGCUUCAUGGGCGCCGGUUUCGGUAUUCCCUUCGGCAUUGCUGCCUGGAAGCAGAGCAAGGCCCCGGAGGCAUAA